UAAAAUCAACUUUCCCAGUUCCCUCAUCUGCUCCAAAAACAAAUUCCUAGGUUCGAAGUAGCACACGCGCCUCAGUGCUCGGAAAGUAAGCAGAUAGCUCCUCCACCUUUUCAGCAAAAGCUAGGCGCAUAGAUAAGCCGAGAGAGAGAGAGGAUGUGGCGCUGCGUCUCUCGAAGCCUUCGAGCUCCGUCGUGUUCCAAGAGAUGGAUUUCCAAUGACACUCUCAGAUCUCAGAUAUCCAGAUUCUUAUCCACCGAUUCUGGGCGAUCAUCAUACACUAUAGUGGAUCAUACAUAUGAUGCAGUUGUGGUUGGUGCUGGAGGUGCAGGGCUUAGAGCAGCCAUAGGUCUCUCAGAGCAUGGAUUCAAUACUGCUUGCAUUACUAAGCUUUUCCCAACUCGUUCACACACUGUUGCUGCUCAGGGUGGUAUAAAUGCUGCAUUGGGUAAUAUGACUGAAGAUGACUGGCGGUGGCACAUGUAUGACACAGUUAAAGGAAGUGAUUGGUUAGGUGAUCAGGAUGCCAUUCAAUAUAUGUGCAGGGAAGCACCAAAAGCUGUGAUUGAGCUUGAGAAUUAUGGGUUACCAUUUUCUCGAACAGAAGAUGGGAAAAUCUAUCAACGCGCUUUUGGUGGUCAAAGCCUUGAUUUUGGGAAAGGUGGACAGGCAUACCGCUGUGCCUGUGCUGCUGAUCGAACUGGACAUGCUCUAUUGCACACACUCUAUGGCCAAGCUAUGAAACACAAUACUCAAUUCUUUGUGGAAUAUUUUGCUUUGGAUCUGAUAAUGAACAGUGAUGGUACCUGCCAGGGAGUGAUUGCAUUGAAUAUGGAAGAUGGGACAUUGCAUCGGUUCCAAGCUGCUUCAACAAUUCUUGCCACAGGGGGAUAUGGUAGAGCCUACUUUUCUGCAACCUCAGCUCACACAUGCACUGGAGAUGGCAAUGCCAUGGUUGCACGAGCAGGCCUCCCCCUCCAGGAUUUGGAGUUCGUGCAAUUUCACCCAACUGGCAUAUAUGGGGCUGGGUGCCUCAUUACUGAAGGAUCUCGUGGCGAAGGUGGUAUUCUUAGAAACAGUGAAGGUGAACGCUUUAUGGAACGGUAUGCCCCCACUGCCAAGGACCUUGCUUCAAGAGAUGUUGUGUCUAGAUCUAUGACCAUGGAAAUCAGAGAAGGGCGUGGCGUAGGUCCUUUGAAGGAUCAUAUUUAUCUUCACUUGAAUCACUUACCUCCUGAAGUGCUGAAGGAAAGGCUUCCUGGUAUCUCAGAGACUGCUGCCAUAUUUGCUGGUGUUGAUGUUACAAAGGAACCUAUCCCUGUAUUGCCUACAGUGCAUUACAAUAUGGGUGGUAUUCCCACCAAUCAUCAUGGAGAGGUAGUUACAAUUAGAGAUUCUGAUCCAGAUGCUGUAGUUCCUGGAUUAAUGGCUGCCGGAGAGGCAGCCUGUGCUUCAGUUCACGGUGCCAAUCGCUUGGGUGCAAACUCUCUUCUUGAUAUUGUUGUUUUUGGUCGAGCCUGUGCAAAUAGGGUUGCAGAAAUCCAGAGACCAGGGCAAAAACAGAAACCAUUGGAAAAAGAUGCUGGCGAGAAGACAAUUGCCUGGCUAGAUAAACUUAGAAAUUCAAAUGGCUCACUUCCAACUUCAAAAAUUCGGUUGAAUAUGCAACGAGUUAUGCAAAAUAAUGCUGCUGUUUUCCGUACACAAGAAACAUUGGAAGAAGGUUGUCAAUUAAUUGAUAAGGCAUGGGAGAGUUUUCAUGAUGUUAAAGUGAAGGACCGAAGUUUGAUAUGGAAUUCUGAUUUGAUAGAGACAAUAGAGUUGGAAAAUCUUCUAAUAAAUGCUUGCGUCACCAUGCACUCAGCUGAAGCCAGGAAAGAAAGUAGAGGAGCACAUGCUCGUGAAGAUUUCACGAAAAGGGAUGAUGGGAACUGGAUUAAACACACUUUGGGAUACUGGGAGAAUGAAAAGGUGAGACUGGAUUACCGCCCAGUUCACAUGAACACAUUAGACAAUGAGGUAGAAACAUUCCCGCCUAAAGCUCGUGUUUACUAAUGCAUGCCCUCAUUAAAAAUUGUAUCAUGGCAUCUUGCCAAUGUUGACAAGGAUGCAACGAGUGCUCACAAUAAGAAAAGUAGAGAAGUUUGCAAUAAAUUAUUUGUAGAUACAUCACUUUGGCAAACGUUUGCUGCAGUCACCAAUCUUUUAAUGUUGUACUUUGUUUUUGAAAGCGCUUCUGCAGACUGCAGACUGCAAUCUGAGUCUGAAUUUUGUAUUUGCCCACCUUGUUAAGUAAUAAGAGUGCAGAUUAGUAGAACCGUUUAUACAAAUAACAUUUUGUUCUCACA
Molecule: messenger RNA, 2345 nt
Organism: Rubroshorea leprosula
Lineage: Eukaryota; Viridiplantae; Streptophyta; Magnoliopsida; Malvales; Dipterocarpaceae
Source: the annotation of a GenBank genome assembly